Salarias fasciatus (jewelled blenny) is the source of this 3353-nucleotide messenger RNA. Its product is annotated as glutaminase kidney isoform, mitochondrial-like. The record is from RefSeq and is a predicted model, not a curated record. Gene Ontology annotation, molecular function: glutaminase activity; protein binding. The coding region runs from base 80 to 1969 and encodes 629 amino acids. NCBI's taxonomy places the organism in Eukaryota, Metazoa, Chordata, Actinopteri, Blenniiformes, Blenniidae. The transcript is spliced from 18 exons. Gene Ontology annotation, biological process: L-glutamine catabolic process.
GAAAACCGUUACUCCGCCGAAUAAUCCGCCUCACGGCUCACACACUCCCUCCAAACACACCUUCAUCCUCGGAGUUGAAAUGUUACAGUUUCGGUCGACGGUAGCUCUGAAGGAGCUGUUUCAGAGCCCGCUCAAGUGGCCGCUGACAGGUAAAGUCGGCGUGAAAGCGGCACCUGCACCCGGAGCCGCCGCCGCCUGCUUCAGCACCACCGCUGUGGACGGGAGGUCGCCCGGUGCAGGGAGGGCAUUUACCGGCUGGAGAGCCCCGCAGAGCUUCGCCAGAAGGCACGGUGUGAGAGGCCUCUGCUCCAAAGGUGAUGGGCAGAAUGAACUCGGCAAGGACUCUUCAACAGAGAAGAGAAGGAAAGCAGGCAUCCUGCCCAGCCUGGAGGACCUGCUCUUCUACACCAUCGCGGAGGGCCAGGAGAAAAUCCCCGCUCAUAAAUUCACCACAGCUCUUAAGGCCACCGGCCUUCGCACAGGCGACCCCCGGCUCAAGGAAUGUAUGGAGAUGCUGAAGGUGACCCUGAAGACGACCUCAGACGGAGCGCUGGAUCGACACCUCUUCAAAAAAUGUGUCCAGAGCAACAUCGUCCUGCUCACCCAGGCCUUCAGGAAGAAGUUUGUCAUUCCCGACUUCCAGCCCUUCUGCGCUCACAUGGACGAACUCUACGACAACGCCAAGAACCUGUCUGGAGGGCAGGUCGCCGACUACAUUCCCCAGCUGGCCCGCUUCAGCCCGGACCUGUGGGCCGUCGCUCUCUGCACUGUUGACGGACAGAGGCACACUGUUGGGGACACCAAGGUUCCCUUCUGUCUGCAGUCGUGCGUGAAGCCGCUAAAAUACGCCAUCGCUGUGCACGACCACGGCACGGAGUACGUCCACCGCUUCAUUGGCAAAGAGCCCAGCGGCCUGCGGUUCAACAAGCUCUUCCUCAACGAAGACGAUAAACCCCACAACCCGAUGGUUAAUGCUGGAGCGAUUGUCUGCACCUCCCUCAUCAAGCAAGGGGCCAGCAACGCCGAGAAGUUUGACUACGUCAUGAACUUCAUGAACAAACUGGCGGGAAACGAGUACGUGGGCUUCAGCAACGCCACUUUCCAGUCCGAGCGCGAGUCUGGAGACAGAAACUUUGCCAUCGGCUACUACCUGAAGGAGAAGAAGUGUUUUCCAGAGGGGACAGACAUGACCGCCAUUCUGGACUUCUACUUCCAGCUGUGCUCCAUCGAGGUGACCUGUGAGAGCGCCAGCGUCAUGGCCGCCACUCUGGCCAACGGCGGCUUCUGUCCAAUCACCGGCGAGCGAGUGCUGAGCCCCGAGGCCGUGAGGAACACCCUGAGUCUGAUGCACUCCUGCGGCAUGUACGACUUCUCCGGGCAGUUCGCUUUCCAUGUGGGGCUGCCGGCCAAAUCCGGCGUGGCGGGCGGGAUUCUGCUGGUGGUUCCCAACGUCAUGGGCGUCAUGUGUUGGUCUCCACCUCUGGACAAGCUGGGCAACAGCGUCCGAGGCAUCCAGUUCUGCACGGACCUGGUUUCUCUCUUCAACUUCCACAACUACGACAAUCUGAGGCACUUUGCUAAGAAACUGGACCCUCGCAGGGAAGGAGGAGACCAGAGGGUGAAAUCGGUGAUCAAUCUGCUGUUUGCCGCGUACACCGGGGACGUGUCCGCCCUGAGGAGGUUCGCCCUGUCGUCCAUGGACAUGGAGCAGAGGGACUACGACUCCAGGACCGCCCUGCACGUGGCAGCGGCUGAAGGACACGCCGAGGUGGUCCGCUUCCUGCUGGAGGCCUGUAAAGUCAACCCCGUCCCCAGAGACAGGUGGGGGAACACGCCGAUGGACGAGGCGGUGCACUUCGGCCACCACGACGUGGUGACCAUCCUGCGCGACUACCACACCCAGUACAGCCCCCAGGAGACCGCCGCCAACAAGGAGAACGCCGAGCAGAACCUGGACGGGCUGCUGUGAGGAGCCAGGCACUCGGCCACGCCAAGAAACAACAAACUGUACAGCGAUUUCAACAACAACAACAACAAGACAGCCUUUAGCAGCGGCUGCUCCUCCUCCUCCUCAUCUUCCUCCUGUUAGAUGUUGUUGGUAUUUGUAUCAUAUUUUCAGUCCUUCUUACUCUCCUCUCCUGUGUAGCUCUGUAGGACGUUGUCACAACUGGCAGCUGACCCGUUCACUUCAACGGUUGUUCCUUUUCUUUUUUUUUUUUUUUUUCCUUACUUUAAAAGAUGAGACCCGGGCGGUUUGGUUUGAAACCUUCCUCACUUCAUCAUCAUCAUCACAAUGUGGUGGAAUGUAUUUCCUCCUCGCACUUUGGUGUGUUUGUAUGUGAGUGAUAUUUAUUUAUCUAUGUAAGAUAAACUGUACAGUCAUUUAGUGUGUGUGUGUGUGUGCGCGCGCGCGUGUGUGUACGUAUUACUGAGAGGAGAACUAAUUAGUGUAAAUACUGGUGUAAAGCUGUGUAGUCUUACUACUUUCACUGAAACAUAAAGAACAGUACGCAGGUGGAAAAGAUGGAAACUUUAUUUCCAUAUUUUAACACAUUCUCAGUUUUCAUAGUGUUUAGUUUGGAAUCUGUGUUUUAUUACCUUUAACUGCGCUUUAUUUUAACUGGUUUUUAUUCAUGUAUUUAUUCUUUUCUUUUUGGUAAAGUGACGAAAUGUAAGCCAGAGCCGAGCUGGUUUGUUGUCGACAUAUCAAACAUGACACUGCCAAUCCUGCAGAGACGCUGUAAACUCAUGACAAAUGUGGCUUUUUACUUUGAUUUGAGACGUUUCGGCACAGGAUGAACGUCACUCAGCAAAGGUUUUCCUCUCAGAACUCUCCCCAAAUCACACUGCUGCCACAGCCAGCGUGUAAAAUAAAGUCUUACAUUCAUUUGUGAGUAAAAUAAAACUACUAUAAUGUGUGACAGUAUUUAACCUGCUGAGUGGACGACUCCUAUUCAUCCGGGGCUUUUUUUCAUUGAAACCCUGACGACUUGUAUGUAAAGAAAUGUUCCUGCUGAGGACUCAGGAAGGAUCCCGAAGGAGCUUUACAAUGCAGAUUGUUUUCUUUCUAUCUGUAAUGUGCAACAGGAACUGUUAUACUUGAACAGUUGUGCAGUUUUUCCAGGUGUAUUGUUUGUGUGUUUGUAGAGGUGAAAGUUUGACUUUUUUUUUUUUUUUUUUGUGCACUGACAAACUGAACCAAGCAAUCUGGAUCCUGUGAAACCAAUAACAUUAAAUGUUUUAUUCCUCCAGUUGGGAUCAGUUCAUCCAUGUUUAUUCAAACACUCCCAUUUAGUUGGAGAAAAAAAAAAAGAUCUAAAGAAGCACAAAACUGCACCAGAGCUGCAAAUAUU